CCUCGCUAUAAGCAUUGACGAGGAUAGUCAAGGGUUGUUUGGUCAUUUCGUAUUCCAUCUUGACAUCCCUUCACUAUGAUCAUCGUCGACACAGCCCCUCUGCGUAAAGGCAACCCUCCGGACGACGCUGAAGCGGCCGAGGCGGCAGCUCAGCCUCCCCCGCCAGCAUAUUCCGGCUAUCAGCCUGCACAAAACUAUCCAUCGACGACUCAGAUCUACGUGAUUCCGGCGCAAGCGUCGCGAGUGUCUACAACAAGACGAUUUUUCAAAGCUUUUCUUGUCGCCGCCCUCAUCUGGGCACUCACAGGGAUCUUUGUUCGCAGUUUUGUUGAAUUGGUAGCCUACAGCCAUCAUCGGCGUCCUUACCCAGGAGCAUAUCAGAAUGGUCCGAACUGGGAAGGCGGUCACUGGCCUCCCCCUCCACGACUUCCAAUGCAUCCCCACGAGCGCCCGGUAAAGUGCGUGCAUGGGCCUGAGUGGACGCCUAUUGGUGCUGCACCCGGUACCUAUCCGAGACAGUUCAUCGCGAACACGCAGCUCGAUUUGCCUUUCGACUCUGACACACUCUUCCUCCUCUCUCGUGGUUCACUUUCGCACGGGAUUGUGCGCAUCAUCGAGGACGAUCACGUUGGGGCAGGAGAUAAGGUUCAGGUUUCUAUCGAAGUGCGGUAUUACUCCCAAGAGGCACUAUCAAGGGCAAAUGUGUGCUCGUUAACUCGAGGGCAUAGAGAAAAUGGGAUCGGAAUCUUCACCUCUGACCACCGGGAGAACAGACGCGAACAACAACUUCAGUUCGAUGUGACAGUCCGCCUGCCUUCUGAUGCAGAAACUCUCUACAUCCCCGCUUUCGAGACUGAUCUCAAGCUGUUUGCGCAUUAUCUCGGUCCUCUUGCUUCAGCCUACACAUUUGGCUCUGUCUUGCUCAAGACAUCUAACUUUCCGAUCGACGUUCAGUCCAUCGACGCCUAUCGUGCAAAAAUUUCUACUGAGAACGCCGCUAUCAGAGGCUCUUUCAACGUCUCGACAUCAUUGGAAUUGGCGACGUCGAACGCGCCCAUCGAGGCCGACGUAUCGCUUUAUAACUCGCAGUCUAAUCAUGCUACAUCUCUGCGCCUGGCCACCAGAAACGGCCCGAUCAAAGCGGCUCUCCGCCUCUACACCGAUUCCCUCCGCAGUUCAUUCAAAGUGGAUGCGACAACUUCAAACAGUCCGCUCACUAUUACAAAUAACGUCUCUCCACCUGACUCAAUCCUCCGCCUCUCUGCUGAGACAUCAAACUCCCCUGCACACGUCCUUCUUGCCUCCGCAUACGAGGGCACAUUCUCAGUCGGGACCUCGCUGUUCAGUCCGGUUGUAGACCGAAACACGCGCAAAGAAGAUCCCUCUGGACGGGGGAGGGAGAGGAGCGUCAACGUUCGGAAUGUGCGAGGCGGCGUUGUUGAGGGUGCCGUUAGUUGGGAACCGUCAGAGUUGCCACGUGGUGGUGCUGGAGAAGUCUCGCUGAGAACGUCAAAUAGCCCGGUAACUUUGAUCCUUUAG
Messenger RNA from Heterobasidion irregulare TC 32-1, 1539 nucleotides. RefSeq lists its product as uncharacterized. The record is from RefSeq and is a predicted model, not a curated record. The coding region runs from base 76 to 1539 and encodes 487 amino acids. Lineage: Eukaryota; Fungi; Basidiomycota; Agaricomycetes; Russulales; Bondarzewiaceae. The transcript has 5 exons.